Molecule: messenger RNA, 552 nt
Organism: Coffea eugenioides
Lineage: Eukaryota; Viridiplantae; Streptophyta; Magnoliopsida; Gentianales; Rubiaceae
Exons: 6
Coding region: 1-552 (183 amino acids)
Molecular function (GO): calcium ion binding
Source: RefSeq, a predicted model, not a curated record
AUGGGGACUGUUGCAAAACUUCUGAAAGAGCAGUCCGUAAUUGUUGCACAUACUGAGAAUACAUUUGAUAGGAGCGGAAUAAGAAGAUUGCUAUCCAACAAAUUUGAGCUGGAUAAGGCUCUGGAUACUUCUUUACAAACUAUUCCAAGCAUGAGUUAUCAUGUUUUGGCUGGGAAAGUGCGUUCAUCGGAUGAGCACCAGAACUGCCGAUAUGGCAAGCCCUUGAUUCCAAGAGAUCGCAGUGCAAAAUUGUCAAAACAAUAUCUGCGUGUUGCUCUGGAUGUUCUGGUCCCAUCAUCUGGCUUAGGCCCACUGGGUGCUGUUGAUCAGAUCGACAAAAUCAUAAAUGAAGCUUUCAAGAAGUUAGAUGCGGAUGACAGGAAGUUGGUUAAAGAAGAUGAGUUUAAGAAGCUUCUGACUGAAAUACUUGGGAGUACCAUGCUGCAACUGGAAGGCAAUCCAAUAUCUGUUUCCACCAAAAGGACCACAAACUCUGCCGUGCAUGUGCCGCUUGCGUCCUCCUCCACGCUUUUGGAAGCUCCUUCUUCAUAA